This is a messenger RNA of Colletotrichum costaricense, 138 nucleotides long. RefSeq lists its product as uncharacterized. The record is from RefSeq and is a predicted model, not a curated record. The transcript has a single exon. The coding region runs from base 1 to 138 and encodes 45 amino acids. NCBI's taxonomy places the organism in Eukaryota, Fungi, Ascomycota, Sordariomycetes, Glomerellales, Glomerellaceae.
AUGAAUCUGCCGUCAUCGACGAACUCGAGGCCAAUCUGCUCGCUGCUGAAGACGGGCAGAGCAAUGCCAUCGCCGAAACACGGUGGCUGCGACAAAUCGCAUUGCGCCGCCAAUUGGCAAGUGCCCGACGCUCAAUGA